Molecule: messenger RNA, 273 nt
Organism: Arctia plantaginis
Lineage: Eukaryota; Metazoa; Arthropoda; Insecta; Lepidoptera; Erebidae
Source: the annotation of a GenBank genome assembly
AUGAGGGCUAAUGAACCCCGAAAGUUUUAUCAAGAAAUAAGAACAGGUAAGGCGUACAAAUCCUUCCGUCAACUGCUGAAAGAUAAAAAUGGAAAUCUUGCCUUCGGCAAAACAAAAAGAGAUGUGGCACCAAACAACUUCUCACCAGUCAGCAACCAAUCAGAGAUAAACCUGGACACCAGUCAUGAUUAUGACCUGGAACCACUAAAGUUUGAAGAGGUGCCAAGGCAAAUGAAAUAUUACGAUUUUUUUAUUAAAUUACAACUCAUUUAA